AUGAACUUCGUCGUUUCGCAGCGCGCGAAAGUCGGGCCGCUAUUGGUGGACGGGAAGCCUCGGGAUUGGGGCGACACGCGGAACUCGGAGAAGGAGCUGAGCGACGUGGGGCUGAGCGCGCGCGCGGGACACAAGAAGGACCGCGGCGGGUGCAUCGGCGCGUUUCAGCGGCUGUGGGGCGGCAUGGAGCUGAGAUACAGCUACUCCAAGGCAACUCCGGAUGUGAAAGAGAUGGUGAGUGGCGCGGAUGGGUGGGAGGAGGCUUUUGAGUUGACUCAACAGUCACGAGUCACGAUCAGUGGGGCGGCAGCGAGGGCAGCGGGGCUGCACCGAGUGGUGGUGGAGCAGCGCUACGCCUACACCACGCUCGUCGCCUCUGCUGACCUGCUGCCUGCCGCGCUCUCUCUCACACACGCACGCACACUGCGCUGCCCCUCCCCCUCACCCCUCCUCUCCCGUGUUUUUUGUGACAAGUUCGGGUACAUGAUUCAUUGCGACGACCGCGCCUUGACGCGCAUGCAGGCAGCAAGAGCAGCGGGGCUGCACCGAGUGGUGGUGGAGCAGCGCUACGCCUACACCACGCUCGUCGCGUCUGCCGACCUGCUGCCUGCUGCGCUGGCCCACGCGCAGUCCCUCAGGCUGACGGGCACGGCGCAUGACCUGGUGCUCAUGGUGGAUGGGAACGCGCAUGACGUGAAUGUCAAUGACCGGCUGCUGCUGCUGCACUUUGACCACGUGCGGCGCGUGCCGACAGUCACUAACCCGUACGGCGUGAAAGGCUUCUCGAAGCUCAACGCGUGGCAGAUGACGGAAUACGACAAGGUGGUCUACAUCGAUGUGGAUACGCUCGUGCUCGCCAACCUGGACCACCUCUUUGAACGCCCCGAGCCCACCGCCGUGCCCGACGUGUACAUGAGCAGCAAGUUCAACAGCGGACUGCUCGUGCUCAAGCCGUCCCAUGUGAGUCUCUCUCUGGUGGCAAAACAGUCCACAUACGCUGACAUGAUGAGCAGGAUGCACCGCCUGCCGUCCUACAACAAGGGCGACCAGGGCUUCCUCAACGCAUACUUCUCCGGCUGGUUCCACAUGCCGCCCGCGCACCGCCUCGCCGCCCGGUACAACGACGUCAUCUUCUUCCCCGACCACUACCACCCGCCGCCCUGGUUCCGCUUGGCUUCUACUCGACACACUUUUGAGGCGCCUCAAAAGACUUCCCCGACCACUACCACCCGCCUACUUCUCACAUUCUUGUUUUCCUGUCUGUGCUCCCCCCUUCUCCCCCCCCCCCACCAGUCCACAUAUGCUGACAUGAUGAGCAAGAUGCACCACCUCCCCUCCUACAACAAGGGAGAUCAAGGCUUUCUCAAUGCAUACUUUUCCGGCUGGUUCCACAUGCCGCCCGCGCACCGCCUCGCCGCCCGGUACAACGCCGUCAUCUUCUUCCCGGACCACUACCACCCGCCGCCCUGGUUCCGCGUCGAAGCCGCCCACGAGGCCCUCAACGGACCAAUCAUGAUGAUCCAUUUCGCCAACCCCUGGUUCAAGCCGUGGCGGCUCGGGACGCAGGAGGGGGGGGUGGUGGGGAUACACGGGGAAGGGGGAAGCGGGGGAGGCGGAGGAGGGGGAGGGGGAGGGGGAGGGGGAGGGGGAGGGGGAGGGGGAGCAGCAGGUGGGGGGAGUUUGUCGUCUGCGUUGUCGUCGACUUUAGCGUCGUCUCUCACAUCGGGUCAGAGCGGGGUGAGCCGAGAGGCAGUAGAGGCUGCCGCAGCAGCAACUUUACAGGCGGUAGCAGCAGGAGGGAGCGUGAACGGCAGUGCAGGAGCAGCAGGAGCUGCUAGUGGGGUGAUCGAAGGCGGAGCAGGAGGAGCAGGAGGGGCAGGAGGGGUGGUGGUAGCAGCAGACGGCGGCCCACAGGUCAAGGUGAACCUCUGGUGCUCGCUCUGGCUGUACCUCGCUCACGCACUGGAGGAAAACGACUGGUACCCGCUCGACCCCACGUCCAUCUCCCUCACGCACUUCCUCCCCAACCGUGCUCAGUACGACUCCCUCCUCCCCGCCCACGCUAAGGCUCGCUCCGCUUCCGCCGCCGCCGCCGAAGCAGCCGCAGCCGCGGGAGCAGCAGCAGCGCAGACUGCAUCUGCUGCGUUUCCAUCCACGCCAGCUCUGCUCUCCUCGCCGGUGUCCCACGAGCCGGUGAUUCCCGGCCGGCCCACUUACAUCGGACGAGAGGGCUUCGUCACUCUCAUCACUAAAGAUAAUUACUUUGCGGCGGGCGUCUGGGCCGCGUCGUACCUGCAGCACCACUCCUUCUCCUCCUUCCGGAAGAUUCUCCUCCUCGUGCUGUCCACGGUCCCCAGAGACCACUGGCAGCCGUACCGCAAGCUCUUCAACUACGUCCGCGUGGUUGACCCAAUAGUGGUCAACGGGCGGCAGCUGGACGAUGCCUUCGCGGUGCUGCACGCGUGGAACCAGAAGGGGUUUGACAAGCUUGUGUACGUCGAUCCGGUGGCGCUUUUCGUUGAUAACUGCAACGAGCUAGUUACCAGUUACGACGCGUUCGCCGCCCCGCCGAGCGUGUUCCCUCCGGACAUGUUUACCUCCCGAGUGAUGGUUCUCCAACCCAACUCCACCACAUUCGAAGACAUGGUGGCGAAACUCCCGGUUUUACCCUACCCGGAAGGGUCGGUGGACCGGUUUUUGAACGCGUAUUACUACGGGUGGUUCUCGUGGGCGCCUGCGCACCGCAUCCCGCCGUCGUUUGCGGUGGACAUGUGGUUCAAGGAGGGGUUGAUGAAGUUCUUUGUGCCGUGGCGGAUUGUGAUGUUUGACUCGCGGGCGGUGCCGUGGAGUGAUAUCAGCGACUGGAUGGCGCAUGAUCGCACCAAGGCUGUGAAGCUGUGGCGACGCACGUUCUGCAGUUUGGAAGACACGUUGAGACCACCUAGUCUGGCGCAUUUGUGUGCGGAUUUGAUAUGA
Closterium sp. NIES-65 is the source of this 2976-nucleotide messenger RNA. Lineage: Eukaryota; Viridiplantae; Streptophyta; Zygnematophyceae; Desmidiales; Closteriaceae. The record is from the annotation of a GenBank genome assembly.